CUCUGACUGCACAGCUCCGAGGAGGAGAGCUCCGGAGAGAGGGGUGCACCAUGGCCACAGCCUUUGCCCCGAAGGUCAGCCAGCUCCUGAUGACCCCAGAGCCACACUACAUCCCAGGCUACGGCGGCCACUGUCCCCAUUACAAGUUCACGCUGGGCCAGUCAUAUGGGAAACUGACGUCGCAGCUGCUCACUAGCCCCGAGGUGGUGCGCUCAGGCCAGCUGCUGCUGCAGGCCCGGCGAUGCUGCCCCCAGGAGAGAGAGGCGGAGGGCAGUGGAGGAGGACCGGCAGCCCCCUUUGGGCGCCACAUGAUCCCGGGCUAUACAGGCUUCAUCCCGCGGGCACAGAACCACUUUGCCAAGAGCUUCAGCAAAAUCGCCAAGGAGGCCAGGAGCGAGUUGGCCAGGCAGCUGGGGAGGGGAGCCGUGGCGGCAGCAGAAGCGCCUUUGCAGCCCCUCAGGCCAGCGGACUCCAAGGUUGGGGGGGGCAGCCGUAAUGUUUCCCACGGCCCACCCCCGCCCCACCCCUUGCCCCUCCUGUGCCAGCAGCUCCUCACCGCCAAGUACCAGACCCCACUGGAAGCCGUGCCCAGCACCAACGCCCCCCGCCAGGUGCCCCGCCGGGCCUUCAAGCCACAGGGCUCCCCCUACGCCAUGGAGGACAGCAACCCCCAGAAGUACUUCAUUCCAGGCUUCACCGGCUUCAUCCCCCGGGCCCAGUAUCUGAUCGGGGCCAGCUACCCAGUGAUCACCCACCGGGCCUUGGUGGAGUUUGGCCAGAUGCUCCGGAGAGCCGGGCCAGAGCCUUCAGGGAGCCCCCAAGGCCGCCGAGCCCUCCCACCGCUGGCCAAGACCUACCCCACCAACAGGGGCCUCCUGCCCCACUACAAGGGCUACGUGCCAGGUUACAAGUUCCAGUUUGGCCACACCUACGGCUGCCUGACCUGCAAUGCCCUGGGCCGGAGCACCCUGGAGAAGCAGGCGCAGGAGGCCCUGCUGCCCUAGAGGGAGACUCCCCCUGCCCCAGGGAGAAGAGGACAGGCAAGACCCCCACGCCACAUCCUGUCUGGGGCUAGACGGACCAAGAAGGCAGGAUUCCCAGCGAGGGCAUUUUCCGUCCGAGGACAAGGGGCAGGAACUCCUCACUCCUGCGGUUUCAACUGUAGAAACAAAGCCUUUCCGCUGUCUAGAAGUGGGCCAGGAGGUGUGACAAGUACUUUAAAAUCCACUCAACCAAGAGAGUAAACAUUGCUGGAAUAAAAUGCUUCUUUGAAUUAGAA
Hemicordylus capensis (graceful crag lizard) is the source of this 1279-nucleotide messenger RNA. RefSeq names its product family with sequence similarity 166 member B (gene CIMIP2B). The record is from RefSeq and is a predicted model, not a curated record. The transcript has 6 exons. Bases 51 to 1004 code for a protein of 317 amino acids. Lineage: Eukaryota; Metazoa; Chordata; Lepidosauria; Squamata; Cordylidae.